AUGCUCCAAGGCACCGAGAAAUUGACUAGUGAACGCGUGAAAGAACUUUUCAGAACUCGAUGCUUUUUUGAUCUGGCAGAUCUCAUCCAUGGAUACUUAAGGAUUGGAGAGGCGGACCGUCUUCUAUAUGGUAGUGAUUAUCCCUAUACCCCAGCGCCAGUCGUGGAGAUGCUCAAUCGCACGAUGGAAGCCCAACUCAAAGAACUCUUUGAUGAGAAGCAGACCCGCAAGAUAUUUCAUGGAAAUGCACAGUCUCUACGGCUUUAG
Messenger RNA from Penicillium macrosclerotiorum, 267 nucleotides. RefSeq lists its product as uncharacterized. NCBI's taxonomy places the organism in Eukaryota, Fungi, Ascomycota, Eurotiomycetes, Eurotiales, Aspergillaceae. The transcript has 2 exons. The coding region runs from base 1 to 267 and encodes 88 amino acids. The record is from RefSeq and is a predicted model, not a curated record.